Messenger RNA from Symbiodinium necroappetens, 1245 nucleotides. NCBI's taxonomy places the organism in Eukaryota, Dinophyceae, Suessiales, Symbiodiniaceae. The record is from the annotation of a GenBank genome assembly.
AUGGGGACUUGCGAGAACCAGCUCUUCCCUCCCACAGACUUCCCCACACGACCAGCUUACCUGAAGUUCAAGAACUUGAAGAGUGGGCUGAGCUAUUGCCAGUAUGGGGUCCUCAAGGAGGACGGCAAGCCGAUCGAUUGCAAAGACGUCCCCGCAGAUGUGGUGAGCGCUGAGGAGAAGGAGAAGUACAGGCCCCAGGUGCUGGCAAAGUGCGUGUGCACACCAGGCACGGAGUGCAAGUCGGUGAUUGCGAACGCGGGCGUGGCCUCGGUUGCCUCUACCAUCUUCGUCAGGAUAGCCUUGGGGACGCUCCUAGAGCGCUUUGGCCCCGUGAACGUUCAGUGCGGCUUGAUGUCCUUCGGGGCCUUUUGGGUGGCCAUGGCGGCAGCAAUUACAGCUCCCUGGAACUACACGCUGAUCCGCUUCUUCAUAGGCUGCGCUGGCGCCACUUUCGUGACCAACCAGUUCUGGUGCUCGCUGAUGUUUGCCCCGAACGUUGUUGGCACCGCCAACGCCACUGCGGCUGGUUGGGGCAACCUGGGAGGCGGCGUGACCCAGAUUUUUAUGAUGUCAGUACUGUUCAACCCUAUGGUGGCCUCCGGGAUGGAGCCGAAUGAACUCGCAAUGAACAAUCAGUUGGCUACGCAUUUUCGGACGUACUUCCAGAUGGAUGCAGGUGAUGCCAGCGCCCUGGCGGGUGCUUUCGGCUUGAUGAACCUCUUCGCAAGAUCCCUGGGAGGCAUCAGCAGCGAUAUUUGCUUCAAGUACUUCGGUUUCCGCGGCCGCAUUUGGGCUCAGUUCCUGGCACUGUUCUUCGAAGCUAUCUUCCUGUUCAGCUUCGGAAAGGUGGACAAUUCGCAGCCUUGGUACGUGGCCUUGGCAGUUUUGGUUUGCUUCUCGCUCUUUGUGCAGAUGGCUGAGGGCACUUCCUACGGCAUCGUGCCCUUCAUGAACCGGAAGCAGCUCGCAGUGGUGUCCGCGCUUGUGGGUGCCGGUGGCAACCUCGGGGCAGUGAUUGCAGGCUUCUGCUUCUACAAGCCGAUCCAGGAUGCCCUGCUGCCUUUCCAGGUCCAUGCAGGCUAUGUCAUGUUUUGGGCACUGCUGAGCCCCUGCUACUACUGGUCCGAGAUGGGUGGAAUGUUCCACGGACCGGCACAGAGCGUCGAGAAGGGCAAGACCAGCGGCGACUACGAGUCUCACACGGAGUCCGAGGCCACCACUGCAGCCACUGAGACCUCCGUGUGA